Molecule: messenger RNA, 979 nt
Organism: Pectinophora gossypiella (pink bollworm)
Lineage: Eukaryota; Metazoa; Arthropoda; Insecta; Lepidoptera; Gelechiidae
Product: 5,10-methylenetetrahydrofolate reductase
Exons: 2
Coding region: 151-975 (274 amino acids)
Biological process (GO): tetrahydrofolate interconversion
Cellular component (GO): cytosol
Molecular function (GO): FAD binding; methylenetetrahydrofolate reductase [NAD(P)H] activity
Source: RefSeq, a predicted model, not a curated record
UCAAAAGUCACGAUAACGUCAUUGACGUAGAGUCUUUUCGCUCGUUGAUACCGAGUUUUAUACGAAAACAGUCUUAUUAAUAAGUACAGUGUAACAAUACUGAGUAUUCUUCUAUUCUAACAAUCUACUCAAAAUACGAGAUCUUCAGACAUGUCUGAAGCGAAAAUAACCGACUUAAUCAAGACUGACGAAUUUACAUACUCGUUUGAAGUGACUCCUAACAUUGCGUUGGAUACAAUAGACAAUUUGGGUUCGGAACCUUUAUUCAUUUCAAUUACAUGGCAUGCAAAGUCUCUUGAACUUAAUCAUUGGGACGUUGGGCCACUGAAAUUAGCAAAUAAUUUAACAGCUAAAGGAUAUAACGUGUUAUUGCAUUUGAGUUGUGAUCUCCUGAAGAGAGAGUAUUUGAACGGGCUCCUACAGUUUCUACAAGAAAAGAAGAUUUGCAACCUAUUCGUUUUUUUGGGAGAAAACUACGAUCGCGAUUCGAACUCAUCUGAUUUUAAGAGCACCAAAGAAUUGAUUGAGUACAUAAGAAAACGCACUGGAAAUUACUUUUGCAUUGGUGUGGCCGGAUUUCCUGAUCAGUCCGAUAACAGAUUUCCAAGUCUAAAGGAAAAGAUUGAAAGCGGAGCAGAUUUCAUUUUAACCCAAGCUUUUUUCGAUAUUGAUAGUUACCAGAACUUCGUAAAGAAAUGUGAAUCGCAAGGCAUUACUAUCCCUAUUAUACCUGGUUUAUUCCUGUAUGAGAGUCAUAAAGAACUAAUCAGUUUUACUAAUUUAUGUAAAGUCAAAGUGUCAGAUAAAUUGUUAAAGUACGCGGAAAUCGAUCCAAAUUAUAUCGGCACAGACGUCGUAAAGAAGUUGGUACAAGAUAUUAUUAAAGCUGCUGUUGGUUUUAAACAUGUCCAUCUCUUUACUUUAAAUAAGUUAGAAAGAGUGUCUGGAUUUGUAAAAGAAAUACAAAAUAUGUAGCUUC